This is a messenger RNA of Lolium rigidum, 3035 nucleotides long. RefSeq names its product ABC transporter F family member 4-like. Gene Ontology annotation, molecular function: RNA binding; DNA binding. Gene Ontology annotation, cellular component: nucleolus. Lineage: Eukaryota; Viridiplantae; Streptophyta; Magnoliopsida; Poales; Poaceae. The record is from RefSeq and is a predicted model, not a curated record. Gene Ontology annotation, biological process: ribosomal small subunit biogenesis; ribosomal large subunit biogenesis. Bases 1581 to 2789 code for a protein of 402 amino acids. The transcript has 4 exons.
CCCUCGCGACGACGGCGACGUCGCCCUCUCACUCCCUGGCCGAGGAGCCCUCUCCCUCUCCACCCGCUCCACCCAAUCCCUCCUCGCACGACAGCGCUCGCUGAGGCGCCCUCUCCCUUCCUCUCCCUGCCACAUGGAGUUUCAGAUCAAAAUGGGUUCUUUUCCUUCUCCAACGGCCGGAUCUACUUCGUCGGUGCCCGAUCUGUCGAGACGACGUCAGGGACGAGUUACAAUCAUGGAUGUGGCCGGCGGGGGCGUCGUGACGGUGGUAUCCGUGAGAGGGAGACACGGAGGAGCUGCUGCUGCCCAGAGUUGCUGCUUCCUCCCAAGCUCCUCCCCGAGCUGCUGUUGCCCGGAGCUACUGCUUCCUCCCAAGCUCCUCCCCGAGCUGAUCCUACCUCGUCCCGACGGGCAUGGAGGCGGGCAGGUCUGCCAGACCUGCAUCGACGGGCAUGGAUGCACCCAGGCGAGCCCGCAGUGAAAUUCAAGUACAGGUGCCACAAGGUUAAAUGUAGCCCCAAAACUUAAGCUUCUGGAGUUUGAGAACUGCAUGAAGAAGCAAGUAGAGAACUUGGUGAAUCCGCUGAAUGUCAUCAGCGGAAGGCUGUCGCAGCUGGAGCUAUUGCUAUAGGCUUGAAAGAUCCACUGGAGAGCUACAAAAUGACGUGAUGGAUUACCACGGCGAAGCAAAUCUCAACUUCAGUGGCCUUGAAAGCAUGUGAAAGAGAUCACCGAGAAUGUGUACAAGGAGCUGGAGUGAAGCACCAAGAACCUACGCUUCUCACUACCAUACCCGCUCCUGCCUUUCCUUGUCUACCUCUGGUAAGCCCUGGCAAGAAUGGUUCGCAGUUCAACCCAAGCAGCGAUCUCUUCACCCAAAAGGAGAGGCGUGAUGUGAUCAUCUCAACCACUUGCUAGGCGAGCUUCUGGCAAUUGGACGGCGGCCAGCUUCUGGCAAUUGGACGGCGGCCAGCUUCAGGGAACUGCAGCAGCGAGCUGGGCGACCUGGAGUGCAGCUGGGCGACGCCCCCGUCGAUCGAUCGGAGCUGGAGUGCAGCUGGGCAACGAGCCAAUGGAUGUAUCGGACCUGUAGUACAGCUGGGUGAUCACCCUGGAGGUGAACGAGCUCGGCGGAUCGAUCGAUGGACAUGGAGUUGGGGACGCGCCCGUGGAUCGAUCGGAGCUGGAGGCGCACGCGUGGAUCGUGUGGCGAGCUGGGCCACGCGCGCCUCCUUGAUGGGGAGGAUCGAUUCUUCCUGGGGGAGGAGCUGGCUGGCGGAGGAGAUUGCCGGGGAGAAUCAAUUCCGGUGGGGAUGGGGAGCUGGCUGCGGGAGGAGGAGAUGCCGUGAAGGAUCAACUCCGGUGGGAGACGAUGGGGGAAUCGAGAUCGGGAUCCAAUUUUUUGACAAGGGUGAUAACGAAAGGCCUGCUUAAGAAUUAUUAAUGGAAAGCCUGUUGGAGGCCCAUUCUGGCCCAUCAAACUUAUACCACAAUGGGGAACCACAAUAUAUGUGCUAAGAGAGUCGGAGGCCACGGACAGCAGCUCCUCCAUCUCCGAAACCCUCCAAACCCUAGCCGCAAUGGCCAGGAAACCCUCGCCCUCCGCCGCCGCCGCUGAGGCGGCCGACAACGAUUCCGCCGUCGCCAGCGCGAAGCCCGCCGAGCUCCUAGAGGCAGCGGCCAACUGCGACGGUGUCCAAGGGCACGCCCUAUUCUUCGACGCCCUCGUCCAGCUUAUCCCCCCGCGCUUCUACCUCUCCGUCGACGACGAGGAUCGCCCCUACUACCAGGGGCUCUCCAAGUCCGCCAAGGCGGCCAUGAAGGCUCAGUCCCGCGCCAACAUCAAGGCUGCCCGCCGAGCCCGCCUCGACCCCGCGGGGCCGCCUUCCUCCACCCUUGACCUCCUCAAGAAGUCCGUCGCCGACCAAGAGGCAGAGGAGGAAGAGGAGGAGGAGGAGGAGCAGGAUAAGUCGCAAGACGAAAUCCAGGAGACCGGGGACGAGGCAACCACGGAGGGCGACGAUGAUGGCAACGAUGAUGCCGAGGAGGAAGAGGAGGAUGAUGGUGAGAAGGAGGAGAUGCUGAUGGCCCCGGCAGCAGUUGUUUCCGAAGACCGGUCGGUGACUUACGAGGAGCUUCGGGAGCGGCUUCAUCGCCGCAUCACGGAGCUCCGUGGGAACCGGUGCACCAGGCCGGAGUUCCUGAAUAAGCCCCAGAAGGAGAAGAGCAAGAAGGUGAAGGGUUCUAAAGUGAAGAAUGGGAAGGACGAGGGUACAAAGCGCAAGCGUGAGGACGCUGAUGACGCAGAGGGUAAGGAUGGGAAGAAGCACAAGAAGGAGGCGGACGGGAAGGCUCCAGAUAUCGUGUAUGGCAAUGUGUUGGUUGAUCCAAAGGAUGCGAGGCGGAGGAAGAAGAGGAAGAUCAAGAACAAGAAGAAGGAGCUGGAGCAGGCUAAGCGGAUGCAGAGGGCGAAGGAAGAUCCUAAGAAGGCUACCAAGAUGGCCUGGGAUUUGGCAACAAGACGUGCUGCUGGGGAGAAGGUGCACGAUAACCCAACGUUGAUUAGGCAGAGCAUGAAGAAGGAUAAGAAGAGGCAGGAGAAGGCUGCGGAGCAGUGGAAGGACAGGCAGAAGACUGUGGACAGCAAGAGGAAGGAGAAGCAGAGUGCACGGACGGAGAACAUCCGGGAGCGGGCACAGGAGAAGAAGGCGCGCAAAAUUGAGAAGCGUGAGAAGAAGCUUAUGCGCCCUGGUUUCGAGGGUCGCAAAGAAGGAUAUGUCAAUAAGUGAGAUCUUCAUUGAAGGUGAUAAGGACCAAGGAGUUACUUUAUCCGCUUUAUGUUGGCAAGGCUGCAUAUGUUGAUGUUGCUACUUGAAAUAGGUAUCCCAGUCAUGACUGUCAUACUUAGUUAUAGCUUGAAAUUGGAAUGUUUGGCAGGCUGUCUAGAGAAGAUUUUGUGGUGUUCCUAAAGCUGUAUUAUCAUUCUGCUUAGAUAAAAUUGGCAAACAAAAGUUUAUGUUUGGGUAUUGUUUAAA